Molecule: messenger RNA, 1491 nt
Organism: Penicillium digitatum Pd1
Lineage: Eukaryota; Fungi; Ascomycota; Eurotiomycetes; Eurotiales; Aspergillaceae
Product: alpha-mannosyltransferase
Biological process (GO): mannan biosynthetic process
Cellular component (GO): Golgi apparatus
Molecular function (GO): alpha-1,2-mannosyltransferase activity
Source: RefSeq, a predicted model, not a curated record
AUGUGUGCUUUGCGACCUGGGAGAGCGAAAGCGCUCCUACUCGCGAUGCUCACUGUGAUUCUAGUGUGUACCAUCUACGUCUACCGGUCCCCGACCGCCGCAUCCUCUACCGUCCCUUUAGUCCCAAACACAGCAUUCGAGGUUCCCCUCACGGAACGCCAGAAAGACUUCUGGAAAGUCCUCCGACCCAUAAUUGAACGCCACAAACCAAGUUGCCCUUCUCCAGAAAAGCGCGGCGAUGCCGCAGCUCAACACUUUGACCCCACCAAAGAAGUACCGCGACCCGACCUGACGGGCCUGAGUGAGGAAAAUGUACGCAGAAUGGAAGAAGCUCAUGCGGCCUUCAUCGAGGAUGUCAAGAAGUCGGACAAAGAAUUGAAACCGGUUCAUACCCCAGGCAAGCGAGGACUGGUAUCGACAGCUGGUUCCACGUACCUCCCCGUUUUUGUCUCGUCGCUGCGCAUGCUGCGCCGCGCGGGAUCAACGUUGCCGGUUGAACUCUUCAUGAAGGAUGCCACCGAACACGAGAAACAUGUUUGCAACGAGAUACUCCCCAAACUCGACGCGCGGUGCUUGGUGCUAGCGGAGGUGGUCGGGAAAAAUGUCAUUGAACAUUAUCAACUCAAGAUCUUCGCAGUUCUUUUCUCGUCCUUUGAAGAGAUUGUCUGGAUGGAUGCCGACUGCUUCCCUCUUGGCAAGCCUGAGGAACUGCUCGACUCGGAGCCAUUCAAAACCAAUGGUCUUGUCACAUGGCCCGACUUCUGGGCUUCCUCCGCAUCUCCGUUGUACUAUAGAAUUUCACGCCAACGGACGCCAUCUAUGAACGCCCGCCAGUCGUCAGAGACCGGGGUAUUCUUAGUCUCUAAGAAAACCCACUUACUAGCUCUCUUGCUGGCGGCAUACUAUAACUUUUACGGCCCCUCGCAUUAUUUCCGCCUGCUAAGUCAAGGAGGACCUGGCGAGGGAGACAAGGAAACCUUUAUCCAAGCUGCCUCUGCUGUAGGUGCGCCUUUUUACACCGUCAGUGAAAGGGUGCAAGCCAUCGGACACGCAAAUGCGGAUGGACUGUCUGGAUCCGCCAUGGCACAGUCAGAUCCGCGCGAAGACUUUGCCUUGAUCCAGCAGGACAAAUGGCGCGUAAAAGACGAGUCCGUUGCCCCUGCACCACACGUCUUCUUCAUCCAUGCAAACUACCCCAAGUUCAACCCCGGCGACCGGAUCUUCGGCAUGGGCUGGGAAACAACACCUACGUUGAAGGAGGACGGCUCAGAUGGACGCGCCUGGACGGCACCCCCAGCGACCAUUAAGCGAUUUGGAUACGAUGUCGAAAGGGCUUACUGGGAGGAGAUUAAAUGGGUGAGCUGCACGCUCGAAACGGCCUUCAAGACGUGGGAGAACAAAGUGGGCCUUUGCAAGAGAGUCGAGGAAUAUUGGGGUCACGUCUUUGCUGAGCCGCAUGAUGACGAUCCCAAGUUUACCUUGGAUGGUUGA